Messenger RNA from Perca flavescens (yellow perch), 1990 nucleotides. RefSeq names its product abl interactor 2. Lineage: Eukaryota; Metazoa; Chordata; Actinopteri; Perciformes; Percidae. The transcript is spliced from 10 exons. Gene Ontology annotation, cellular component: lamellipodium; SCAR complex; actin-based cell projection. The coding region runs from base 25 to 1479 and encodes 484 amino acids. Gene Ontology annotation, molecular function: SH3 domain binding; signaling adaptor activity. Gene Ontology annotation, biological process: neuron migration. The record is from RefSeq and is a predicted model, not a curated record.
GUUAGUAGUAAAAACCAUGCAAAGAUGGCGGAGCUACAAAUGCUGCUGGAGGAGGAAAUUCCUGCGGGACGAAGAGCUCUACUGGACAGUUUCACCAACCUGGAAAGAGUAGCGGAGUACUGCGAAAGCAACUAUGUCCAGUCAGCUGACAAGGAGCGAGCGCUGGAGGAGACCAAGAGCUACACCACGCAGUCUCUGGCCAGCGUGGCCUACCUCAUCAACACGCUGGCCAACAACGUGCUGCAGAUGCUGGACAUCCAGGCCUCGCAGCUCCGCCGCAUGGAGAGCUCCGUCAACCACAUCUCGCAGACGGUUGACAUCCACAAAGAGAAGGUGGCGAGGCGGGAGAUCGGCAUCCUGACCACCAAUAAGAACACGGCCCGCUCGCAUAAGAUCGUCGCUCCGUCGAACACGGAGAGACCGGUGCGCUACAUCAGGAAGCCCAUCGACUACAACGUGCUGGACGACAUCGGACACGGAGUCAAGGUGAAUGGCCAGCAGAACAUGAAGCUAGGAGGGGGCCUGUCCCGAUCCAACCCCCCCACCCAGAAACCACCCAGCCCUCCGAGGGCAGGAAAGGGCAUCUUAGGGAAGAACUCCCCCUACAGGACCCUGGAGCCGGUGCGCCCCCCGGUGGUGCCCAACGAUUACGUGUCCAGCCCCACCAGGAACAGUCCGGCCGUGGGACAGCUGCCCAGUCCGGGCCGCACCGCCACGCUCAACCACAGACCCCGAACCUACAGUGGUAGCAGCGGGGGCAGCCAUCCCAGCAGCAGCAGUCGGAGCAGCAGCAGGGAGAACAGCGGCAGCGGCAGCGUGGGCAUUCCCAUCGCCGUGCCAACGCCUUCCCCACCAUCCACCUUCCCAGGUAACAUCGUCCCUCAGUUCUUCAGCAUGAACCGGCCGCAGCCCCGACAGCAGCCUCUACAGUUGGGGGGGUCCCUGCCGUACCGACGGCCCCCCUCUGUGACCGGCCAGCCAAUCGGAGCAGAGAACCAGAUCAACGGUGGCCCCUACUACAACCAAAGCCCAGCCUCCCCUCCGCCCCCCUCCCUCCUCCAGUUCAGUCCUCAGCUUCCUCUGAUGGGUUUCGUUGCUCGAGUUCAGGAGUCCAUCUCAGACACCCCUGCCCCCCCUCACCCGGCUGCCGAGAGCCAAUCAGGGCCCGAGGAGCCUCUGCUUACUCCGAGUCCCCAGCCGCUGGAGGACGGGCGAGAAGAAGAGGACUCGGCCGUGGUGGAGUACAGCGACCCGUACGCGGAGGAGGACCCACCGUGGGCCCCAAGGAGCUACCUGGAGAAAGUGGUGGCCAUCUACGACUACGCGGCCGACAAAGAGGACGAGCUGUCGUUCCAGGAAGGGUCGAUCAUCUACGUCAUCAAAAAGAACGAGGACGGCUGGUACGAAGGCGUGAUGAACGCCACCACUGGCCUCUUCCCGGGAAACUACGUGGAGUCCAUCAUGCACUACGCCGACUGAAGACGAAAGAGAGGGGGACUCUUGUUUGUGCGUCUUUGUCUCCGGACGCGCGUUGUCUCGCUGCGGUUCAGCGUCUCGGAUCUGAACCGGAAGAGGGAAGAUGACUCGCCUCCGUUUGUUUAUUUCCUUUAGAGUCCCACAAAUCAACCGGAGCAUCACAGUUUGACUAAUAUUUUAGUGUGAGUGUAGUUCAUUGGAUAGAAUCAGAACCUGUAAGUGAGCCUUGUUUAGACUUGUUCUUACAUCCGUCUCUUUCUACAUUACAUUACAUUACAUUAUUACAUGUUGUUUAGCUGACGCUUUUAUCCAAAGCGACUUACAAUUAAGUGCUUUCAACUGUGAAGGUUCAAACUCCAGACAACAAGUAGUAAGUGCAAGUACAUUUGCUUUAAAUAAGCUAAGCUGCGAAGAGACAUACGAAAGUGGAGGUUCAAGAAUUUUUAUCCGAGGUGUAGUCGGAAGAGAUGUGUAGGCUUUCGGCCAUCCUGAUGUCGAUGGGGAGCUCGUUCCA